Molecule: messenger RNA, 2661 nt
Organism: Theobroma umbraticum
Lineage: Eukaryota; Viridiplantae; Streptophyta; Magnoliopsida; Malvales; Malvaceae
Product: receptor-like protein Cf-9 homolog
Molecular function (GO): protein binding
Source: RefSeq, a predicted model, not a curated record
AUGCGGUGCUUCCUCAAACUCUUUCAACUCCUCUACCUUCUUUUGUUCCUCCUCAAUUUUCAAUCUAGUCUUUCAUCUCGUUCUUCUCCAAUACGACAGUUGUGCUCUUUUGAAGAAGCUUCUGCAUUGAUCCAAUUCAAGAGCUCUUUUCCCAUCAAUUGUAAUUGGGGUCCUGCUUGUGGGAAAUAUUAUCCUAAGACAAAUUCAUGGAAGGAGGGUUCGGAUUGUUGCUCAUGGGAUGGGGUCACUUGUGAUAACAUCAAAGGUCAAGUGAUUGGCCUUGACUUGAGUUGCAAUUGUCUAUAUGGUAGCUUCCCUUCCAAUAGUAGUCUCUUCCAUCUUCCGCACCUGCAGAAACUCAACCUAGCCUUCAACUAUUUUAACUUUUCCAAAAUGUCCACUAACUUUGGUCGGUUUACGAGUCUGUUGCAUCUUAACCUUUCUUACUCCUUGACAGGACAAGUCCCAUCCCAAGUCUCCCACUUGUCAAAAUUGGUUUCACUUGAUCUGUCACGAAAUUAUCUUCAAACGCUUGACAAACAUACUUUUGAAGGACUUGUUGAGAACUUAACAGAGGUGAGACAACUAUUUCUAGAUGGAAUCAAUAUGUCUUCUAUUAAUCCUAAUGUCUUGAUGAAUCUAUCCUCAUCUUUAAGGACUCUUAGUCUCAACGAUUGUGAUUUGCAAGGAAAAUUCCCCGAAAAUAUUUUUCGUCUCUCGCAACUCAAUGAUUUAGGCUUGUCAUGGAACUAUUUUAGUGGUCGAAUUCCAUCCUCAAUUAUAAACCUAAGACAACUUGAAUUCUUAGACAUUAGUAAUAAUCAACUAGAGGGUUCCAUUCCCGAUGCCUUUCCUAAUCUAAUCUCUCUAGACUUAUCUUCUAAUUUACUCAAUGGAACACUUCCCUCAUGGUUGUAUACUGUUUGCACACUGAAGCAUAUAUAUCUCAACGAUAACAAGCUCAGUGGUGAUAUCAAGGAAUUCCAGUGCAAAUCACUAGAAGAGAUCUCCUUAGGGAAUAAUAAACUCAAAGUUCCUAUUCCAUCUUCCAUAUCCCAUCUUGUGAACCUUACACUUGUCGACUUAUCAAAUCUGAUUGGUGUUGUAGAGGUUGACAUGUUCUCAAAACUCCAAAAUCUCCAACACCUUGAUCUUUCAUAUAACAGUCUAUCCUUAAGCUCUAAUGGUGGUAGUGCUAAUUAUACAAUGCCAAAUCUUCAAUCUUUAGAACUGUCAUUUUGCAAUGUCAAUGAAUUUCCUCAAUUUUUAAGAGGCUCAGAACGUUUAGAAUAUUUAGACCUUUCCAACAAUAGAAUUCAUGGCAAGAUACCCGAGUGGAUGUGGGAUGUGGGGAAGGACUCUUUGUGGAACUUGAAUCUAUCUCACAACUCUUUGACAGAUUGUGAGCAAAUUCCAUGGAAGGAAAUUGUAUAUCUUGACCUUAGCUCCAAUUUCAUUCGCGGAGAUCUUCUGAUUCCACCUUCAACAACAAUGGUGUUUCUUAUCUCAAAUAAUAGUUUGAGUGGAGAGAUCCCUUCUCUGCUAUGCCAUGCAACUAACCUUGAAUAUCUUGACUUGUCUCACAACAACUUGAGUGGAAUUCUUCCACAAUGUCUGGGAAACUUAACCCAAGUCCUUUUUGUGUUGAAUCUACAAAUGAACAACUUUCAUGGACUCAUUCCUCCAGUUUUUACAAAGGAAUGUCCCUUGAAUUAUCUCAACUUGAAUGGCAAUCAAUUAGAAGGGCCUUUACCACAAGCCAUCAUUAAUGAUACAUUUCCUCAAUGGUUGGAAAGUCUCACACAAUUACGAGUUCUUGUGCUGCAUUCGAAUCAACUGCAUGGUUCCAUUCAUGGCCCGUGGUCCAGUCAUUCUUUCUCCAAAAUUCAAAUUUUUGACCUGUCAAAUAAUCAUUUUACAGGACCACUUCCUGUUAAAUAUAUACAAAAUUUCAAGGUUAUGAUAAAUCUCACUGUAGAUGAAAGAGAAAUGUCAUACAUGGGGACCGGGGGUCGUGCUGCUUCUGACUUCUAUAACUAUUCUACUAGAAUUGCAAUAAAAGGACAAGAGAUUGAAUUGGAGAAAAUUUUCUUCAGGUUGACGAGCAUUGACCUCUCAAGUAAUGAGUUUCAAGGUGAGAUUCCAAAGGUUAUUGGAGAGCUUAACUCACUCAAAGAGCUUAACCUUUCUCAUAAUAACCUUCGUGGUUGUAUCCCCACAUCAAUGGGGAAUUUGACCGCACUUGAGUCACUGGAUCUCUCUUCGAACAAGCUUGUUGGGAAGAUUCCUACACAAUUGUCUAGUUUGGGUUCUCUUGAAGUGUUAAACCUUUCACAAAAUCAGCUCGUUGGACCUAUACCUGAGGGAAAGCAAUUCAAUACCUUUGGCAAUGAUUCCUAUGCUAGUAACUUGGGAUUGUGUGGGUUUCCAUUGUCAAAGAGAUGUGACGACACUGAGGCAUCCGUUUUUCAUGAGAAAGAAGAUUCUGAAUCUGGAUUUGAGUGGAAAGUGGCGUUAAUGGGUUAUGGAAGUGGACUAGUGUUCGGAAUAUCUGCAGCAUACAUCAUGUUCACACUUGGAAAGCCAAGAUGGCUUGUAAGGAUGGUUGAAGAAGCAUGCUACAAAUUGAAGAGAUAUCUCAAAGGACGAAGGAAUUUGUAA